Drosophila obscura is the source of this 11910-nucleotide messenger RNA. RefSeq lists its product as uncharacterized. Gene Ontology annotation, molecular function: protein binding. The record is from RefSeq and is a predicted model, not a curated record. Lineage: Eukaryota; Metazoa; Arthropoda; Insecta; Diptera; Drosophilidae.
CCCAGAACUAGGCGGCACUCUGUCGCCGCCGCCGCGCUAUCUGGUGGAGUCACCCAAGAACGUGUCCGGGGCUGGGGGACAGUUCACGCACUUCGUACGCGACAUGCAGAUCCAGGAGCUGGAGCUGACCAGCGACUGCAGCUCCGGGGAGUUCAAUGUACUGCAGUCGCCGCUUGUGUGCGAGGUGGAUUCCGAGACGGAGGCAGCCCCGCCGGAUCUGCAGCCGUCCAGCCGCGCCGAGCAACAGGAGCAGCUGCGGCAGAAGCGCGCCCAGAAACGGAACGCCCUGGAGACGCACUUUCUGCCGCAGCUGAUGAACCCGCGCUACCUGGACAGCAUCCUGGAGGAGAACAGCGAUCUGGCAGGCGUCGGGACAGCCGGCCUGCAUCGCAGCAGCUCCUCCGGAAGCGAUCAGGCGGGGAUGCGCGUCCCGAAGGUGACCGAAACGUUCCCCAAGAGCCAGCUGGACUUUAGCCGCCGACACAAGCGCAGGGAGGAGCCGGUGGCCCUCAUGCUGGAGACGAAACUGAUUGAGGAGCCCAGCGACCUCGAGAGCUGCACCCGACUGCAGGGCACACUGUCGCCGCAGUCCGAGGACGCGGAAUUGGUGUACCUCAGCUCCUCGGCCUCCAGCAGCAUGUCCGAUCUGAUGGAGCUGGAGCUGGAGCAGGCCGCUGCCCUGGCUGAGCGCGCCCUGGUCGACCUGGACACGGAUGCCAGCAAACUGUUCCGACGGCCCGACGACGAGAUGAGCAGCACGACCACCACAGAUGCGGCCACCUCGUCGAACGAGACGGAAACGGAGGGCGAACUGGAGACGGAAACGGAAACGGAGAGGGACACGGAGAGCCGCGAGAGCACACCUGUUAACCAAUUUGGCAACGUGGGAGCGGCAGCGGGAGCGGGAGCGUCGGCUAGCAGCUCGCUGUCUUCGCUUUUGUCUUCGUCGGCAACGCCGACGCCCACCGCAGAGCAGCCAACGAGAGCGGAAGAUACAUUUGUAUCUUUCGGUUCGAUACGCGAACAGGCGGCCCCAGAGGCUGCUGGCAGCAUCGGCAGUAUCGGUGCAGCGUCAGCGCUGUCGGCCACGCGAGAGGAGUUCGUUCGCAACAUGGACAAAGUGCGCGAGUUGAUCGAGAUGACGCGACGCGAGGAGGAGCACGAGCAGACCAGUAUCGGUAAUGGAGUGCCUGCUCCGACUGCUCCGGAGCAGGAUAUGCCACGUUCGCCAUCGCCCCCGCCCAUUCCGCCGCCACCCGCUGGCCUACAGUACUACAAUCCCACCAAUCCCACAGCCGACCAUCCAAACACAGUGUCCUCCGGUGCCCUGGCGCCACUCCUGCUCAGCCGGCAGGAGUCUGCGGAGUCGCACUGCUCGGACAGCACCCAGCACAGCCAAUGCACGGCCAUCAAUCUGGCUUCACCCCCGCCCAGCUUUGCCAGCAGCAGUCCCCCGCCACAGACACAGCAACAGACACAGCAACAGACACAGCCACAGCCACCCACACCGCCCCUCAGACAACAACAGCUCCAUGCACCAAUAUAUCCUGUUCCUAUUUCCGCCCCUGCUUCCACCUGCACCAUCCCAGCACCACCCCCCGCCGCGCAGCAGCAGCAAGAGUCAGAGAUUUCAGUUGCAGAUGACGAAACGGAACCAGCACCAGAAUCGGAAGUGGAUCCCAUAAAGAAGCUGCGCCUGCUCUGCACCGAGACCUUGGCGUCCAUGCCGUAUGGGGAGCAGGUGCUCGAGGAACUAGCCAACGUGGCACAGGACAUAGCAGAGCCAGGAACGCACACACAAACGCACGCGGCAGCCACGAUGCCCUAUCCGCUGCCAGAGAUGCCCCACAUACGGGAGCUGCAGCUGUCCACCACACACGAGAGCAAGUCAUCCUCGUCGCGCUCCAGUUCCGCCUGGCUGGGCAUGCCGACGCAGGCGGAUCCCAAGCUGCUGGUAUGCCUGUCGCCGGCACAACGUCCGUUGGUUGGGGAGACCAAGCCCGAUCAGCUGCUGGACGACCAUCAGAAGUUCGUGGAGCGACGCGGCUACCACGAACUGAGCAGCGCCCAAGUGCGUGCCCUCGACAACGAGCAGGAGCAACAGCAGCAACAGCAGCAGCAGAGCGAGAUGCUCAAGACGGCGGCCAUGAUGCGAGAGUUGCGCAAGAGCCUGACACCCACGCAAGAGCCGCCGCCAGUGCCAGUGAAGAGCGCCGAAACAGCGGCCAAGGCGAGCGCCAAGAGAGAUGACGCAAGCGAUCCGAAGAGGAACGGAACAGCAUCGUCAUCGAUUGAAAAUAAACCAAGGCGAGCAGCUGAUCCCAGCGAGCACACAGAGCAGCGGCAGCGGCAGCAGCAGCAGCAGCACCACCACCAUACCAGAUCCAGCCACCAGAUGAACAGCAGCACGGACGUGAGGUUCCCAGCCUCUUCAAUGGGCGGCGGCAUGGAGAGCGAACUGGCCAGGAUGUUCCCCAGCAUGGCCCAGCAGCAGCAGCGGCAGGCGGACAUCUUCGAGGAGCAGCGCAAACGCUUCUCCAACAUCGAGACAAGCAACAGCCAGCCAAAGGGGCAGCAGCAGCACACCAAGCGGUACUCGAACAUCGAGACCAGCUCGUACGAGUCCAAGAAGCGCACGGAGAACGGUCAGGUGAUCUAUGACAUUACGAAUUCCAGCCACGAGAAGCAGAGCAAUCGCUUCCCCAAGGCGGUGGCGGAGGCGGGGGCAGAUUCCACCGAUCAUGCACCGCCGCCGCCCAUCCCACCGCCGCCAAUUAUGUCAGCAACCAAAUUAAACGGUUCGACUACGGCAAACACUUUCAUUGAGGAUGAUGACGCGCCCAAAAAUAGCCGGCAAGAGCCGGAGAGCAGCAGCAGAGAGAAUGGCAAUGAGAGGGAGAGCAAGCAGCAGAGCGGCAGUGCCUCUGCCUCUGCCUUAGCCACAGCCUCCACCUUUGGCGGCACGUACGAGGAAUUUCGGCAGCGUGCCAAGGCAGCGGUGGAUGCCAUUGGAGCACCCCGACCCCCACCGCCCGCCAAUGGGUUGGACAAUGAGAAGGUGUUCAAGGACUUCGAUCGACUGUCGCAGCAGAUGAACGCCGAGCUCCAGUCCACGAGGGAGCGGCGCGAGAAGUCAGCCUCGCUCUUCGAUCUCAGCGGUAUGACCAGGGGCCAGGGCCAGGGCCAGGGAACACAUCCGCUGGAGGAGCUGAAGCAGCGUCGGCACGCCCACAUGCAGGAGCUGGAGCGAGAGAUCGAGCGCUCGUCCCGAUCCCGGCAGGAGCGCAUGUCCUCGGUGCCACGCAAUAUGGAGAGCACACCCGCGCCCAGGACCCACGAAAUUCCCAUCGAACUGGAGCAGCAGGAGCAGCGCUCGCGACGCGCCGAAUCCAUGUGCAACCUGAGCGAGCCACGCCCCCGGCCACACACCUCUGUGGGGCACUACAACUACAGCAACAACAACAGCAGCGCGUCGCAGGACGAUUGGGCACGCUAUGCCAGCGAUCUGGGCUACUCGGAGAACAUUGCGCGACCCUUUGCCCGCGAGGUGGAGAUCUGCUACCAGCGGCAGGGACAGCACCCGAAUCCCAGGCAGUCGCAGCCCAUCCGGGCGCCGCGCCUCUCGGCCAGCACCAACGACCUGACCAGCGGCAGCAGUGGCCACCACCCACACAGCUUCGAUAGCUUCAACGCGUACGGCGGCCGCCGGACACACGCGCCCAUGCUCAGCCAGGCGCCGCAGCAGCAGCGGCCGCACUACGCCAGCUGCUACUCCAUGAUCGAGCGGGAUCCCAAUCCAAAGUACAUCAGCACCACCUCCAGGCGGGGCGUGAGUCCGGCCCCAGUGCCAGUGUCGCCGGCCACAGUGGUGCCGCCGCCCGCCUACGAUCGCCAGCAGAGGCGAUCCUCGCUGCCGCGCGAGCUGCACGAGCAGCAGCUGAAGUACAUCCUGUCCAAGGAGGAGGAGCUGCGCCUGGAGGUGGAGCGCCUGCAGCUGGAGCGCCGUCGCCUGAUGGAGGAGAUGCAGCGGGCGCCCGUAUUGCCGCCGCCACAGCGACGGGAGAGCUACCGGCCGGCGGCCAAGCUGCCGACGCUCAGCGAGGAUGAGGUGUUCCGCCAGCAGAUGGCCGAGGAGUGGAUGAACAAGGUGGCCGAGCGUGAGGAGCGGCGCCAGCACAAGAUCAUCAAAAUCUCCAGGAUCGAGGACGAGCAGGACCACGCCACAGAGCGGGCCAACAUAAGCGACGAGUUCCUCAGCGCCGUCAAGGAGCGACGCCACAAGCUGGCCAUGCCGGCGGACAGUGACUGGGAGAGCGGCGCUGAGUCGCAGCCCCAGGUGCAAGUGGCGGGGGUCGCCCCCACCAACGAGUCGGAUGCGGAGGCAGCGCCCGUGCGCAUUCUCGAGGGCCAGGCGGAGGCCAGUCUGGGGCAGCUGCCGCGGCAUCUGCGCGAAUUUGCAAAGUUCUCGACCAGCGAACAGCUGCCGGAUGGGGCACAGGUGGAGCGUCACGAGCAGCAGGAGCGGCGCGAGGAGGCCACGGACCACUCGCACAGCACCGCCAGCCAGAAGACCAGCAUCGUGAAGACGUACAAGGUGUCGCGUCUGCCGCCUUCCGUGCAGGACAGAGGAGCAACAGCAGCCACAGACACAGACACAGCAGUAUCCGCCACAGAGACUGCACCGGCCAUGAGUGUAAGGCUGCGACCACGACCGCCCAAGCAGACGCGCUUCCUACUCAACCCGCAGCAGCUGCAGCGUCAGAGGCAACGACGCAGCUGGUCCGAGAGCGAUCUGCUCAAGGAGAUCGACAGCGAACUGCAGCUGGCCAAGGGCUUCCUCUACGCGAAUGUCUACAAAGUCAAGCACGAGUAUAUGAGCGAACCGGAGACGGAGAACGAUCGUCCGCGCAAAAUGGCACAGUUAGGUCGGAGGCAGUACGAUGGGAUCGGUCCGGUGACCAACGAUGGAAUGCCCAUCAUACUCAGAUCGGAGGUCCAGGAGCCGCAUCAGCAUGAGUGGUACAAGCGACUCUAUCAGACCAUACACAAGCAGAAGAAUGGCGACGAUUUCGUGAUACGCUACAAGUGUCCCAGAGCCCGUCCGUCGUACAAGAGCAACGGUUACGUGUCAGAGCCCGAACCCAACUACGACUCCGACUACUCCACGGUGAGGUACCGCACACAGAAUCCGCAUCGCGUGCAGUCCGUCUCCUCGGCCGUCAAUGUGCGAAACCUGAGCCAGGACGAGAAGUUGUAUGGUACUAUGCCAAAUCCCAUCAAGUCGGCUCAGAAUUCGUACAAAAAUCAGCCCGGCCGCAUCGAGAACUACACCACAGGACAUUCGUCAGUGUCCGAAAAGGAGAAGAAGGAGAAUCUAGAACAAUCGAAACUAUCUCCGCUCUACACAGAAGGAAACUUGUCCAGAGCUCUGGCCAAGGAAUCCGGCUACACCAGCGACUCGAACCUAGUCUUCCGCAAGAAGGAGCUGCCCGUCAGCAGUCCCCUCAGUCCCGUGGAGCAGCGGCAGGCCUACAAGAGUCUACAGGCAGGCGGACAACCGCCCCUAUUCGGCUUCCGUAAGCCAGCGCCCGAGCGGCCCAGAGAAAUUGUGGAGGAAUUCGAAUUCAUACAGAUCACUCCGACCCUCACCAAGAUACGAGUGAGCACCAAGGAGCUGCAGGAGGACGAGCCCACAGCGCCCAGUCCAGUGAUAACACAGCCACCACCUCCACCGCCUCCUCCACCGCCACCACCGCCAGCGCCAGCCACAAGCCCACCCAAGAUGUUCUCGCAGCUGUCCAAGAACCUGCCCUCGUUCAUUCCGCUGAGCAAGAAGCAGCAGCUGCAGCAGGACCAAGCGCCUGCCCCGAUGCCACCCAAUCGCAAGUCCUCCUGCACCAAGAGCACGGUGCGUGUCUCGAGCUGCACCAAGUCCCGCCACGAGCAGUGUUUCCAGCCGCCGGGCGGAGGAACCAUCACCCUGCGGAAGGUCGCCUCCUCCGCGAGCAGCACGCGACGCGAACCCAUCUCUCGGUCCAAGAGCGCGGGCGCCGUCUCCACCCUGCUGGCCACCCUCACGGCCACCAAGGAGACGCGCCACAAGGAUGGCGGCGCCUGUCGCGUCACCCGGGUGCAGCAGCAGUCCCGUCUCCGUUCCGUGAGUCCCAGCCGCCGUCCGGUCCGUGUCCUGGCCCUGCGCCAAUCGAGUCGCAGUCCGGUGGCCUUUGGCCGGAGCAUCUCCAAGGAGCGCAGCUUUGCCGAGGAGAAGAAGCGGCUGGAGAACACGCUGCCGCCCAGCCGGACCAACUUUGAGGCCAGCACCAACAUCCUGCGGGACCCCUUCCUCAAGUCGCCCCAGGAGGUGCGCGAGGCGGUGCGCUCCUACGCCACCUGCAAGGCGCAGCACACGCGCAGCAAGUCCCUGCCCAGACUGCGUCAGAGCACCGUGAGCACCACCACCAGGCAGACGAUGUGCUUCCCCCAGGUGCGGCCCCAAACCCUCAUCGACUGCGGACGCUCCCUGCGGAAGGUGCUGCCCAGGAGCCAGGCGAAGUCCGGCUCCAACGACAGCCUGCCGCGCAGCAACUCCACCUUCUCCAUCGACUCGAUGGUGCGGCAGGAGUUCGUGCCGAUUGCCCCGCCCAAAAUCUAUGUGGGCAAGGCCAAGCCCUCCGCCGCCAAGGCCAAGUCGCUGGUUCCGCUGCAGAGCAGCCGCAGCGAGGGUCAUGUGCCGCGCAAGCGUCAGGUGGGAAAACCACCCGCCUCCGGCAACAGCAGCAAGGCAGCAAGGAAGCAUCCUCCCGUGUCCGUGCAGUCGUACAGCGACACGGUGCGCGAGAAGACCCAUUUCUGGAACGACUACAACGCCAAGCAGUCCGUCUCCAUGUCCAUGUCCAUGUCGCUGCCCCAGCAGCCGGAGUACAAGUACUGCUCCCUGGAGCCGGAGGAUGUCUACGACUAUGCGGGCGGCGCACAGCAUCAGGCACCGUCGAGCAGCUGCAUCGAGGAUCUGGUGUGGAAGUACGAGAACAAGGAUCGCGAUCGCGAUCGCCAUGCCAAGCCGUGCCAGGCGGCAGUCACGGACAUUGCCCGGCCGCAGUCGCCACAGCCGGACUACACAGCCGGGCUGGAGCGCCGUUUCUCGCCCACGCGGGAGGUGCGAGUGCCUCAGAGCCAGAACCAAAGCCAGAGGGAGGUGCGCUCCCCCUCGCGCCGUCGCAUCGACAGCCUGAGAUCCAGCCAGCGGCAGGACAGGGAACAGGCCAUUGCCCGGGCCAGCAGUCUGAGCAGCGCCGAUGAUCGCAGCAAGCGAUCCGCGCCACCGGGAAGCCUCUACCAGUGCGGCGAUCUGGCCCACAGUGCCACAUCCCUGACGUAUCUGGAGCGGCACAGCCCCAGCUGCCGUUACCGCAACAAUUGCGAACGCUUCACGGAUCUGAAUCGAUUCUACAGCACCCUGGAGCGGGUGGGCCAGCUGGAGCGGGCCACCUCCUCGAGCAGCUUCCAUCCUUUGCGCAAGGAUGCCGAGUUGCUGGCCUUCGACGAGUGGCGCAAGGUGCGGCUGCACGAGCGCGCCGAGAAGGAGCUGCAGUAUCUGGUGGGCAAGCUGCAGCACGACCAGCGGGAACGGGACCUGCACUUCCGCUCCAAGGACGUGGGCGAGAUCAGGUGGCGUCAGGAGGCGGACCAAUCGCUCAGCACCAAGAAGAAGUCGGUGGAGGAUCUGCGCGAGAACUUUGAGCAGCUGAAUCUCUUCAGGCAGCAGCAGCAGCAGCUGCAGCAGGACUGCCAGCUGCAGCCGGUGCCGCGCCAAUGGCGACGCAACACUGUGGCGGAUCUGGCCAGCAGCCUGGAGCAGCGCGUGCAGAAAGACGACACCGAAAUGGACCGUCACCUGGACAACGAUCUGGUCAGCACUCUGUCCAAGGAUCAGAUCAAGAAGAUCACCCAGCAGCUGAACGAGAUCUAUGCGGGGGGCAACCGCAAGGGCGCCGCCGUCGAGGAGCAGUACGUGGUCACCGUGGAGAAGGGCUCCAAGCAGGGCUCCUGCCAUGCCAACACCCUGAAGGUGCGCUGCAACUCGAACAUCUCCAAGGAGCAGCUGCUUGGACCUGUUCUGCGCAAGCGCGAGGAGCAGCAGCAGCAGCAGCAGCAGACUCUGCCACGGCCCACGCGCAGUCAGUCGCCCGUGGUGGUGGCCAGGGAGACGCGCGGUGCCAUUGCGGCCAAGAAUGCUGAACUCACGCUGACCAGAGCACCCGAUGUGCCGCCCCGUCCGAAGCCCAGCGAGGUGAAGGGCCAGGCCAAGACUGCUCCCGCGAAGGUGGAGCAGGAGCCAGCAGAGAAUAUCAACCAGAAGAUACAGUACUUCGAGGAUCGCCAGUUCGAGGAGCCGGCCAAGACCAUCUACCACGCCCGCGAGGACUCCUCGCCCGACGAGGCCGAGGUGAUGCGCCUCAUCGAGCACAACAUGCAGGCGCGCCAGAAGGCCAGGAACAGUCAGCUGCUGACCCACACGGAGCUGAGCAACUCGCUGACGGAUCUGAGCGGCGUUUACGGGGAGCGACCCGCUGCACGGGUAAAUUUUCACUUGCACAGCCCCCCGCUGCGGCCACCCGACGAGCAGGCAGAGGCAGAGGCAGAGCUGCUCAGCUACGAGAAUGGUUCGCCCGGGCCAGGAGACGCCAGCCUUGAGCUGUACGACAGCCAGUCCUACUACCGCUCGCGCAGCCUCUCGCCCCAGUCGCAGGUGUCCGCCUGCUCGAGCUCCUACCUGCAGCGCGUCUACACCGGGGAGGUGCAGAAGAUGCGGCAGCGCUUCGAGGGCAUCCACCGGGAGACGGAGCAGCAGUCCAACGAACAGACCAGCGAUUUUUUUGGGCUUAGCCCGCUGCGGAAGGCGCGCAGCGAUCCCGAAUUCAGUGCGGGAUCCAAAGACGCCUCGGGCACCGCUACGGAGGCGGAGCCGCGGAAGGAAUCACCGCCAGGCAACAACAGCCAGGCGGACGACGUCAGUCGGAUGACCCACAAGUUCGAGUUGCGCGGGGCCACGCCCUCGCCUGAACGCGGCCGCAGGCGCCAGCGCAGCGCCCAGGAUCGCCUCAUGCCGCACAUCGAUGUCAUCAGCAAGACGGCGGCCCUCAAAAGGGAGCUGCAGCCGGUCCGGAGCCCCCUGCGCAGUCUCAGCAGCAGCAGCAACUACAUCGAGCGGCUGCGCAUGCGCUACGAGUCGCCCGAUCCCGCCGAGACCCGAACGCGGACCAUCAGCUAUCUGUCCACGUCGCAUCCGGACCUGCGGGACGUGCACGACAUCUCCCCACACCUAUGCGCCGAUUGGGUGGCGCACAAGCACCCGCAGCCCACUGACCAGCCACGACCGAAGCUGCCAAAGGUUCUGCCCAAGAAGCCACAGCGCGUGGCUGCGCGCGCCAGCUCCACCUCGCCGCCGCGUCCGCCCAAGUCGCCGCGUCACCAACACAGCGGCCAGCUGACCAGCUCCCUGCGCGGCAACUAUGACGACAUCUUUGCCAAUCAGAAGUUCGAUCCGAGGAUGCAUCGUCCCAAGGCACGCUAUGUGCCGGAUGGGAGGGGCACGGGCCCAGUCCCGACCUCUGGUGGUGCCACCUUGGAGCGACUCAAGAAGACAAUGGCGGUAACGUUUAAAGACGUCAACAUUCACUUCAAGACACCGAUAAGGCAUGAGCAGAAGCAGUACAUACCGGAGGAGGAACUAGCCACACGCCAAGCGGAGCAUAUGCAGAAGCUGUACCACGAGGAGCGACGCCGCAAGUAUCUACAGGAGCUGCAGGACAUGAACUCUCGACGCCACACGGACAACUUCACGCCCUCGCAGAAGUCCCCGAUCGCCCUCAAUCGCUACGAUGACUUCCCCACCGACGUGACGCUCAAGUCGCUGGUGGGUCCCAAAACCGUUGCCCGGGCCCUCUACAACUUCCAGGGACAGAGCUCCAAAGAGCUCUCCUUCCGCAAGGGCGACACCAUCUACAUAAGGCGGCAGAUCGAUCCCAACUGGUAUGAGGGUGAGCACAAUGCGAUGAUCGGGCUGCUCCCAGCGAGCUAUGUGGAGAUUGUCAGCCGCGAUGGCGCCCGCACUCCGUCCAAGCGCCCGUCGGAGGGACAGGCUCGUGCCAAAUACAACUUCCAGGCCCAGUCGGGCGUAGAGCUGUCUCUCAACAAGGGAGAGCUGGUAACGCUGACGCGUCGCGUGGAUGGCAAUUGGUUCGAGGGAAAGAUCGCCAACAGAAAGGGCAUAUUCCCAGUGUCCUAUGUGGAGGUUCUCACGGACAUUGGAGCCGAGGAUAUAGCAGCCAGGACGACGACCGUGAUCAGCAGCCAGAGCACCACGAAUCUGCGGCCCAAUCUGGAUGUGCUGCGCACAAACAUCAACAAUGAGUUCAACACGCUGACCCAGAACGGAGCCCAGCCCGUGAACGGGAUCCUGAAGGAGACGCGAACGCUGCACAAGACGGACGCACUCCACGUGGACACCAGCUCCGAGCCACUGGCCUAUCGCGCACUGUACAAGUACCGGCCACAGAACUCCGAUGAACUGGAGCUGCUGGAGGGGGAUCUGGUGCAUGUGCUGGAGAAGUGCGACGACGGAUGGUUCGUGGGCACCUCGCAGCGCACCGGCUGCUUUGGCACAUUCCCCGGCAACUAUGUGGAACGCGCCUGAAGCGGAGCCAUUGAGUCGGGUGUGGGACACCCGAAUACGAGUACCAAAAUACCCAAAAAAAAAUCGUUCACCUCUAAUCUUAAUGAAUUUGUAGUCUAAUACCGAGUAAUGUGGAAUAACCGAUGCCAGACCCGGCCAGGCCAGGCCAGGGCAGGUCAGGUCAGGGCCGGUCAGGGAAGGUCUGCUGGACACAGGACACAGAGGCAGUUAUAAGAUUAAUUCUGAUUUGAUUUAACUGGAUUACUUUAUGUUGUUGUUGAAUUCUUCUUAUUCCCCUAAUACUACCGUUCUGCUGCUUGCGUUGCCGUAACGUAAAACUAUUUAUUUAUUUUUAAACAGAGCAUUAAUUUUAUCAAUGUUGGAAUUAUGUUUAUUUAUACUCGUGAAAAGCGAACACACACCACACAAUAUUAAUAUUAACCAGAGAAGUUUUCCCCCAAAAACACCGCCACCUCCUUUGCCACCACCAGCACCACCUCCCUCCCCACCCACAAUCCCGAUAUCAAAGAGAACUAAAUUAAGAUCAUACAUGCAUACAUAUACAAUAUAUACCCUUGUCGUUUACCUACUAAUUUUAACUAGUCACAGCUAAUUUCCAAAAAAAAAAAAGAAAACCAAGAAAACCAAUACACAAUGAUGGAGAAACCGUUGAACUAAAAAAGUGCCUUAGAAUUGAAAUUUUAAUGACUAAAAAUGAAGUUAAAUUAAAUUAAAUAAAAGAUGGAAAAAUAAAAGAAAGAAAAGCUGAAAAAUGCUAUGAACCAAGUGCCUCUGUUGAGUCGUGACAAAAUGAGCUAAGUUAAAAUACUCAGUCGAUGAGUAACGUGAGACCAUAAUACGAGUAUUCUCAAGCCGAUUCAACAGAUUUAAUUUAUUAAUCAUUACAAAACGAGCGUUUAUUACACAGACACUGUUGCAAGCGUAUUUAGUAAAUAAAUCAACAAACAAACAAACAAAAAACAACCAAGAACUAUCCGAGUAUCCAUUAUCUAUGCUCUAUGGCAACUAUUCCAGAUUAUGUUGUAAUUGCAACAGACUGGAACAGUUUGAUUGCCUUACUUUACCUAUUCCAAAAAGGAAAUGAAUUAAAAGGGUCACUGUGUUGUUAUCUCACUUGAUUGGAAAUUGAAAAGAAAAUCUCUCAACUGCUAGAAACGAGAGAGAUUAAAAUGGAUCCAGUACCAGGAAACAGAAAUAUAUCUCUGCCAUCGCAA